Messenger RNA from Lymnaea stagnalis (great pond snail), 357 nucleotides. The record is from the annotation of a GenBank genome assembly. NCBI's taxonomy places the organism in Eukaryota, Metazoa, Mollusca, Gastropoda, Lymnaeidae.
UGGCAGCGUAAACUGACAAAGGAAGAGAAAUCUAAGCGAAAGUUUGGCCACGACACAGCAGAAUAUGAAAAGAUCGCGACUAAGGUCAUGGCCGACCGCUUUAUCUCCAGCGCACUGGAAGGUCUGCAAGAAAGAUGGAAGAUGUUGACAUUGAUGCAUGCAGACUGUCUGGAUAUGUUAGCCCAGUGGGAGAGCAGACGACAAGAACGGUUAAAGGCUGACAGAACCAAGAGGAAUAAUGAUGCUGUUAAAGUCCUUGUACUUAUUUCUGUUGUGGCAUUUACGAUCGGAUGGCUUAUCAAGUGCUGUGUGUGGUGAUGCCAUUAGUAUUAGUUUAAAUAAAUAAUAACAAAACUC